This is a messenger RNA of Octodon degus (degu), 2292 nucleotides long. It is a transcript of the gene Tcta, whose product is annotated as T cell leukemia translocation altered. NCBI's taxonomy places the organism in Eukaryota, Metazoa, Chordata, Mammalia, Rodentia, Octodontidae. The coding region runs from base 195 to 581 and encodes 128 amino acids. The transcript is spliced from 3 exons. The record is from RefSeq and is a predicted model, not a curated record.
CGAGUCAUUCAUCCUUUAAUUAAAUUGGGUGGGGCUAGGUGCGCGUGCGCGCUGCCAAUACUCCGCCCUAAACUGCCAACGCUUCGCGCAAAAGAGGUAGAACCGCCCUUCUUGGUAUUACGCGUGCGCAUUGUCAGACCUGUCCCGGAAGACCACACGCUUGCGCCGUGGAGACUACAGUGACAGUGACUUGGAUGGGGCGCGAGCCAGUUAUGGCGGAACCUUGGUUUGGGCAAACCUUGCAGGCUUUGCCCGCAACGGUGGUGGGUGCAUUGGGAGCCCUGGGCAGCGAGUUCUUGCGGGAAUGGGAGGCGCAGGACAUGCGCGUGACUCUCUUCAAGUUGCUACUGCUGUGGUUGGUGUUAAGUCUACUGGGCAUCCAGCUGGCGUGGGGUUUCUACGGGAACACGGUGACCGGGUUGUAUCACCGCCCAGAUCCUCACCCCCAGCCUGCUGCAGCUCUGGAUGUGUUCCUGCCUCCAGGUCUGGGCGGCCAGAAUGGAUCCACACCUGAUGGCUCCACGCAUUUCCCUUCCUGGGAAAUGGCAGCAAAUGAACCUCUCAAAACUCACAGAGAAUAAGGGAAUGCAACAGCAGAAAGGUCUCCAGAGGCAUCAGUGGAAGUGCUGGAUCCUACAAUGUGUCAUUUUGUUUGUGUUUUGAGACAGGGUCUUGGUGUGUAGUUCAGGCUGACCUUGAACUAUGUAGCCCAGGCUGACUUUGAACUCACAACAAUCCUCCUGCCUUAGUCUCCCAAGUGGUGGGAUUACAGGUGUGAGCCAGCAUACCUGGGUCCUACACUGUGUUUUGCUGCUGCUUAGAUGCUCAGAUCCCAAGAAUGACUGCAGGAGGCCCAGGAUUGAGGUUAGGGAGUAUCUCUCCAUAGCCUUCAGUGUUGGCUCCAGUAGACCCCAGGUACUGAGCAAGUGAAGAGUUUUCCUCUACCCUAAUCUAAGACUCUCAAGGAGAGAAGACAUGUUUCUUCUGUCUCAGGGGUCAAAGCUCAGGAGACGCCUUGUGUUGGGAAGGCCUGCAGUCCCUUUUCUGUUUUGACUUUUUCCUAUCCCCCUUUUUAUCCUAAGAUAUGACCACAGAGAUUUGUCUCUCUGAAAAGCCUGAGGUUGACCAGUUCUGGGAUUGUAAGGAAAGUCUAUUCUUGCCUAAACCCUGAAUUUGUUUGGUUUUGCUUUGUUGGCAGGGAACCAAGUAAUCUGGCCUGGGCUAGGCUUUCUACUUUAUGGUUAUUUAACUGGCUACUGAAGUAUAAGGCAAGGUGUCCUUGCUAGCAUCAUCCAGAUGAAGGCACCAGACACUCACCUCCCUGACCCAAACAGAGCUCUCCAGGUAUGAGUCAGGUAAAGGAGAUUAUCAUUUCCCAGCUGUCUUCUUAUUUCUCUGUCCUCAGAAGAAAGCAAGGUGUCUGAAAGAGACAGAGCCUGUUAACUGAGCCCAUGGGGCUUCCACCAAGGGUUUAAGUGCUCUUGGGGUCUUAGGUCUGUACCCUGCCUCCUCCAAGGGAAGUACUAAGCAGUUAGGGCAAAGUGGCUCUGUCAUGCCCUGAAGUCUCAUCAUUUCUUAUCAUGUCACAGAGCAAAGUCUUUAUUUUGAAACCCCACUAGCACUGGCUCAGCCCCUAGAAUUCUUCAGCAUGAAAGAGCCACAGGCCAGGCAGCUCUACCCCUUUGCACUGGGCAGGAGAGAUUUCAGAGGAGUGGGUGACAAAAAACACUGCUUCCUGAAUGCAUUGUGUCCCUCGAUGUACCUCCCUGAAUGGCAGUCCUGCUGCCUACCUCUGCUGUGCCAUCUGCUAUCUCAGUCCCCCACACCUGCUUCUCCAUUAGAUGUCAUAUAUCCAUCUGGCACCCUCUUAGCCUUAGCAGAUUCUGGCAGAGGUAUACUGGACGUCCCUAGGCUUAGCCACCAACACUACUAUACAGAUUCAGGGGCUCACAUUUUACCCAGGUUCAACUGAAAAUGUGGCUUAUUAAACACGGAAAUGCAUCCGUUGUAAUUAUUUUAAAGAAUAAGUUGUGUGUACAAGGGCAGUUGGUGAGGUAAUAUCCUGAAGGCUACUGCCCUUCAGGAGAAAGAAUGCAAUGGUUUGCAGACGUGGAAAGAGGAUGCCCAUUCCCUGGAGAAGUGGUAGGGUGUGGGGUGUUCAAUAGGGACAAUAUCUUUGUUGGCUUGGGUUUUGAUACUUUAUGAUACUGGGGAUUGAACCUAGGGCCUUGCCUAUGCUACCAAGUACCCACCACUGAGCUACAUCUCCAGCUCUCUUGUUGGUUCUUAUCA